Molecule: messenger RNA, 498 nt
Organism: Halteromyces radiatus
Lineage: Eukaryota; Fungi; Mucoromycota; Mucoromycetes; Mucorales; Cunninghamellaceae
Exons: 4
Coding region: 1-498 (165 amino acids)
Cellular component (GO): cytoplasm; myosin II complex
Molecular function (GO): calcium ion binding; myosin heavy chain binding
Source: RefSeq, a predicted model, not a curated record
AUGACAACUCAGGUUGCACGUAAAAGCAAACAAAGAACUCCUCGACAAAACUCCAAUGUAUUUGCAGUAUUUGACAAGCAACAAAUCAAGGAAUUCAAAGAAGCCUUUAGGAUUAUGGAUACUGGAGGUGAUGAUAUUGUUGAUGCUAAAGAUCUUCAAAUCACUUUUGAACGUAUCGGACAACCUGUAUCGAAUGAAUUGAUUGAAAAAAUGCUUAGUGAAGCACCUGGACCGAUUAACUUUACAGUAUUUUUGACAUUGAUGGCAGAUAAAUUGACAGGAACGGAUCCAGAACAAACUAUUACAAGUGCUUUUGCUGCUUUUGACAAUGAUGGUACAGGAACAAUCGAUGCUGAUUAUUUACGGGAAUGUAUGACCACAAUGGGUGAUCGGUUUACAGAUGAAGAGGUUGAUAUCAUGUUCAAGGGACCAGCAUUAGAUGAUCAAGGAAAAUUCAACUAUCGGGAAUUUGUUCGUGUAUUGAAGCACGGUGAAUGA